This is a messenger RNA of Belonocnema kinseyi, 5130 nucleotides long. RefSeq lists its product as uncharacterized. NCBI's taxonomy places the organism in Eukaryota, Metazoa, Arthropoda, Insecta, Hymenoptera, Cynipidae. The transcript has 7 exons. The coding region runs from base 229 to 4746 and encodes 1505 amino acids. The record is from RefSeq and is a predicted model, not a curated record.
UAGCUUUUUGCAUGAAGGGCCUCUAAAUGCUCGGAACAGUAAGGAAAAAUUUACCAGUGAUAGGAGUCCACAACUGGCUUGGAAAAACUGAUAAAAUCAUCUGAAAUAUGAAGAAUUAUAACCUUGAUCAAAUCAUAAUUCUCCUGAUUAUUAUAACCUCCUAAACAAAUUUCUGGUAUUUAUGUUCGACUACUUUUGCUAAAACUGGAAGAUCAGAAGUUUGUAGAAAUGGCUGAUGAGGAAACGGCUGAUAAGGAUUCAAACUCGCAUAGAUCAGAUCUCAAAUCGAAAAUGACAGACCAGGAAGAAGAAAAAGGAUCUUUCUCAAACGAAAUCGAGAUAAAGGCAGAGUUACUAGAUGAUAAAUUGAUAGAAAACCCGAUAGGAAAGGAAAAGAAAAAUAGAACAAACUCUCCUGUACCGGAGCAACUUCAAAGCACGUGUAGACCUCGUUCAAGGGAUCCUCGCAGAUGUCAAAAACAUUUUCGCGAAAUUAUCGGUAAGCAUGAAACAAAGAACGAGGAACUGGAAAAGAAAGAAGGAGAUCUUCGGCAACGUUUGGAGAUGCUGGAGUGUUCAAUGCCUGCCGUGAUGGUUUGGAAUAUUUGGCGAAUGUCACAGGGAGCACCCAUUCCAAACAUCCGUCGAGUGGUGGAAAAAACGCUUCAGGGAUUUUCUUCAGAUGCCCAGCCCUGUCCAAGUACUCCCAGUCAGCAUUAUGACUGCAGAGUUCGAGAAGUCGAAGCUGAGCGAAAACAAGCCCAACGCAGAGCUGAUGAAGCUCGGGCUCUCUGGACAGCGAAGGAGUUUGCCUUGGAAGAACAGAAGAAAAAACUCGAAGAGGCUAGGAAAACUCAAGCUUUGCACAAACAAAGAAUUGAGAAACUCACGGUCCAAGUUCAAGAACUGAGGAAAGCAAGAGAUGAGAACGCCAGAGAUGAGGAGAAAGUUAGGGAUGAAGGUUCCUGCCAGACGGGUGAAUGUGGAGAAAAAAGAUGCAAGCAAAUGUGUCUUGGCGAUGUAGCCAGUACAACUUCGGUGAAAUCAACUGACUUGGAGUGCUUGGCUAGACUUCAAGAACUUGCGGAAGCAGAACUUUGCAUGAAGCGACAUAUAACCGAACUGGAACGUCGAGAGGAGACGUAUAUGAGGACACUUCAACAGGCGGACGAAUUAUGGUCAAAGAUGGAGGGUGAUACAGCGAGUACGAUGAGUAGCUUGCAGGAACAGCUAGAUCUAAAAACAGCUGCUAAUCAACAAUUGGCAGAUAAGGUUUGCUCCUUGGAAGAUGCUAUAGAAAAAAUGAAUAAGACACUAGCUAAUUGUAGAAACGAAUUAGGGCAAUUUGUGAACAUUGAACGUGUAGAUGCAAUAAUUGGCAGGGAUGAUGACCAUGCAGGAGUCGUGGACAAAAACACUUUCGCUGGGGUACAAAUGAAAGAUCAAGAAACAAUGUCCAAACAAAUUUCAAUGGUAGAUACGGACACUAUGGAUGAAAAGAGAGAAUUGAUGGAUAGAGACACAAUAACUGAUGGAGUGCCUUGUACAGACAGCCAAAUUUGUGGGGAGUUUGAUUACGAUUCAGAUUCAGAAGGUGAACCAUGUAGUCCGGAUUUUGCAUGCAAUGAUGUAGUGUUUUCACUUGAUGGUAUGGAAGAUACAAAAGAAAUGAUAAAUAAAGACACAAUCACUGAUGCAAUUAUUGGUAGUGAUGCUAUUAUUGGCAGUGAUUAUGACCAUGCUGAAGUCACGGACAAAGAUACUCUUGCAGGAGUAAAAAUGAAAGAUAAGGAUACAAUGCCUAAAGAAGUUACAAUGGUCGAUACGGACACCAUGGAUGAAAAGAAUAAAAUGAUAGAUAAAGACACUAUCACUGAUGGGGUGCCCUGUGUAGACAGUGUAAUUUGUGGAGAAUUUGAUUACGAUUCAGACAUAGAUGGUGAACCAUGUGGUCCGGAUUCUGCAUACAACGAUGCAGUAUUUACACCUAAUGGUAGAAAGGAAACAGAGAAAGAAGAGGACAUUACAACACCAAAGAUAAUGACAACGCCUAAUGCAGAAGAAACUAAGAAUGAGCAGGAAGGAGAAUUAAAAGUAAAAGACGAAACAAUUUCUGCACGCAAGGUAGAUUUAGGACAAGAAUCAGACGAAGAAUACCAAAUGGCUAUCGAGAAUUUAUCAGAUGAUAAGAUUCUGUUAAAUGAAAUGGAAGUAUCAGAGAAAGUGCAAGUACUCCUAGUGGGUACUCCUUCCGUAAUUGGAAAACUUUCGUCAAAUAUAGUUCGAGACGGCGAAGCGGUUGAAGGAGUUGAUGAAAAAGAGAUUACAGAAAUUGAUGUUGCCAUGCAAGACCAAGUGGAACAGAAGCAGGAAAACUUGUCCCAUUUUUUACGUCAACAAGCUUUCCUUGUAAAAGAUCAAGAAAUAGUAGAGAUACAAAAAGAUAUUGUAUCAGAAGGAAGAGAAAGUACAAAAGAUGGAAAAUUUUCUCAAAUUGAGGAAGAUAAAAAACACGAAGGUCUAGAAAAAGAAAGUAUAUUACAAGUUACAAAAUCAGAAAGGAGAGUUACAGGUGAUGAUAAAAUGACGGUACAGAAAGAUUCUAGAGAAGACAAAUUGUCAGGAGGUCAAGAAAUAGGAGGAGUAAUAGGAGAACAGAAAUCAAAAGAAAUUGGGGCUGAUGAACAAGGCUCAAAAUCAGAGGGAGAAAUAGGAAUGAUUGAAGGUAAAGAAACUUUAAGAGAAGGUAGAGAAACUUCAAUAGAAGGUAUACAAAUAGGAGCGGUAAUGGAAGAAAAAAAAGCAAGAGAAAUUAGGUAUGGUCAACAAGUACGAGCAGAGGAAAGAAAAGAAAUCACUGAUGAAAGAAAAGAAAUGUUAUCAGAAGGUAAACAAAUGGAAGCAGUAGUGAGGGAAAAAAAAGAAAAAGAAAUUAAGGAUGAUGAACAAGAAUACAAUUCAGAGGGAAAAGAAGAAAUCACUGUCGAAGGAAGGGAUAUUUUAUCAGAGGGUGAAGAAAUAGUAGCAGCAAUAGAGAAAGAGAAAUCAACAGAAAUUAGGGAUGAUGGACAAGUACAAAAAGAUGAGGCAAAAAAUGGAACCAUUGAUGUAAUCUUUAAGAAGGAAGAUAGAGAAAAAACGUUUGUUCCUGAUAAAAAGGAUAAGCUCUGUGGUGAAGCGAUAAUCCCUGCAGAGAAAAAGCAAGCAGAAAAGGAUAAAGAAAGAGGGAUUACAAGUGAAAAAUUGGAACCUGAGAUAAAUCCCGUUUUUUCGAUUUCCGGAAACGAAGAUAAAGAAAUGUUACCUGCAGAUGAAUUGAAUGUACAUCUAACAAUUUUAGCAGAAGAUUUACAAAUUUCAUCUAUAGAAAACCUAAGGGAAGGGAAGGCAAUUAAAAAAGGUAUAGGAACGUUAACUGCAAAAAAUUUGAAUAAAGCAACUUCAGAAGAUGAACAAAUCUCCUCCAUCGAAGAGUUAGAAGAAGAAAUUGAAGAAACAGUAGAAGCUGAAUUGGAUGAAGAAAUAAGACCAAAUCUUCCUCAAGUUAAAAAAGUUGGUAAAACAACUCCUAAAUAUUCAGCUCUUAUUUUGGGUAGGAAAAAAAUUCCUGACAUUCCAGUAGAGGGAAAAAAAGAAUCUGAGAAGUAUUCCCCCUGUCAAUGUGAUCCUGAGAUGGUACCCCAGAAAAAACCAAAACCAGUUUCAAAGGAUAGAGCAGAAAUUGUGGGCAAACAUGUAUGUUGUUGCAGAAAUAAGGAUGUCUCUAGAAAAGAAACUAGGUCUCGUCCCAAGCUCAUUAUAAUAAGAAAAACAAUUUGUAGUCGUCCUGAUGAAAUCAAUUUGCAUCUCCAAAGAGACGAAACAAUUAGCAAAAUUAAAAAAAGAAAACUUUCCUACAUUAAAGUAAAAGAUGAAUCAAUAGGAACGGUUGUAAGCGUUGGCUUGCAGACACAAAAAACGGUUUAUAAAGAACAAUCUACUUCAAGAAGAAGCUUUAUUGAAACUAAAAGUAGAAAAUAUAAAGAGGCACAAACUGUAGGGUCAGAUUCUACUGUGAAUUCAUCAUGCAUCAUUAGUGAUGAGUCAGCUCAGCAGGUAAAAAUACUGAAAAAAUAUAAAAGAACAACAGAUUCCGAAUCCAGAUGUUUCAUGUGCAAAAAGGAACUUUCUUCGAAAAAUACUGUCUACCUAAAUAAAAAUGUCCAAGCUGCUUCUUCCUCAAAAACGACUCCUCCACAUUCAGAACUUAGUAUGGUAUGCUGUAGUUGCCAAGAAGAACAACAAUCAAAAUCAAUAAUUCAAUCCGAAAUAAAAUCCCGAGCUAAGGAAAAGUCAAAGGAAUAUCCAUGUCCUCGAUCACCAGCAGUUGUUGAACAAGCAAAUAUUAGUUCUCAUAUUAGUCUUCUGAAAAAAGUGUCACAUGGGAAGAAAGAUCAAAGUUGUCUCGUAAAAAUUGUCCGAAGCAAAGUAGAGUAUAGAGAGAGAAAGCAGAAGUGUGAAUCAGAACCGAAUGUGAAGAACAGGAAAAAGUUGCUGGGAAAAGUUUCGAAACCUGAAUCAGAUGAUUUAGGUUUUUCGCAAACACAAUCUUUGCAAACAGAAACGAGUAAAUUGCUUGAUGAACCUUCUACAAGUUGUACUUGUAUAACUGAAAAAACGAACUCUGUGAAUGGGAACAAUUCAAUUAAUGGAGAGAAGCAGUUUAAAGGGGAAGUAAAUCUCAGCUGUCACUGUGAUUCGGAUUGAGAGAAGAGUGUAAAAAUCACUUAAGAAGGGAUUUGCAAAUAUAGUUUUAUUUUUAAAGAUUUGAUCACAAUAUAAGUAUUGUUUGGUUAACUGUACCAAACAAUAGAUAAAAUUAUUAAAUGUCUUAAACGAAAUUUCAUUUCCUUUAUGGCCACACGAUGUUAUUUAGGAAACCUUAGGUGAUGUAUUAUUGACACCAUUGGGAUUUUCUUAACCACCUCUAAAAAGUUUUUAUUUGUUGCGAAAACGUUUCUGGAAUUUGGAAAAAAUGGUAACUCCUUUACUUUGGAAUCGAUCCAUUCAGGGUGGCCGUUUUAAUCGAAGAAAAAAUUUUCGGUUUGCAAACAUUUGUCAUGGUCAACGAAUAUAAGAAAAUCGAACCAU